Venturia canescens is the source of this 5680-nucleotide messenger RNA. It is a transcript of the gene mahj, whose product is annotated as LisH and WD40 domain-containing protein mahjong. The transcript has 6 exons. Bases 233 to 5290 code for a protein of 1685 amino acids. Gene Ontology annotation, molecular function: protein binding. The record is from RefSeq and is a predicted model, not a curated record. Gene Ontology annotation, cellular component: Cul4-RING E3 ubiquitin ligase complex; nucleus. NCBI's taxonomy places the organism in Eukaryota, Metazoa, Arthropoda, Insecta, Hymenoptera, Ichneumonidae. Gene Ontology annotation, biological process: protein ubiquitination.
UGCGAAUGUAUCACACGCAAUCACACACGUCAUACACUAUACGCAACACACACAAUAAUUCUCUGCUCGCGCUCUCGCGUGUCGCACCAAAAAAAUUUUUCUCGGCUAUACACAAUAGCGGCGUCCGGUGGUCCAAGACAGUCCGAGAGAAAAUAAAAAGAGCGAGCAACGAGAGUACAUAGUAGCUGUCUAUAACCUGUGAACAGCAAGCACACGCGACACGAAUAGUAUCAUGGCAACGGCAGAAUCAUUGGCCGAAGUGACCGAUGUUGUACAGAUAUUGCGACAGUGGGAGGAAGAUCAUGUCGCUCCUACCUAUGAUCCCACACCAACUUUACAAAGACUGGCCGAAAUAAUAGAAUCCGAGACCGAGAACUACCUCAAAAUGGAUCCGGAUCCCUUUGACGAAAGGCAUCCCUCCAGGACCGAUCCGGAGUGCAACUUUGGACAUAUACUCAAAGUAUUGUUUCGGAAAGAUAACUUUAUGACUAAGCUCAUAAACGAUUACCUUCGAGAUACGUUUUGGACGAGAGCCGGAAUUAACGGAAGGGACGUUAGAAAAUUGAACAUAGCAGCCUGCCGUUUGAUGCUGGACAUCCUGCCGGGGCUGGAUACUUCGGCUGUGUUUCAACCGGAUAUGGACGGCCUCAUUCACAGAUUGUUUUCGUGGGCAGAAAAAAGCGUCGAACCCUUGCAGAGUUAUGCAACAGGUCUUUUGGCCGCAGCGAUGGAGGUGCAAGACAUCGCAACGGGAUUUCGAGAACAAAAUGGAAAAAUGGUACCUCUGAUGCUUCAGAGGUUGCAUAAACUGCAAGGCAAGGCUCAAGAGGACAGACAAUCUACCGGCGGCGCGAGUAUACGGCCCUUCGCUCAUUUCGGCCAGAAUCGCAACAGCCUUGGAGGUGGUGAUGGCAGCGAGACAGAACGAGACAAAGGAGGAGGAGGAGGAGGAGGAGGAGGAGGCGUUCUUUCAGGCAAGCGGAAAGCCAGAGAGAAAAAGCGAGAAAACGGUGUGAGUAGAAGCCCUGCACGAACAACAUCUUUUUGCUCGGAUGACGAGGGUCUUCUGAGUCCGGACGAGACGCCUCCGAUAAAAAAAGUAAAAAGCGACGUCGAACCUCCGGAAGCAAUGUCGAUAAUAGCAACGACGCCCGUAAAGAAUCUCGACAAUUGUUAUCCCGAGAUGAUGUCUCCACCUACGGCGAUACCAAAAACACCGGUCAACUCGUCGACAAACUCUCAGUCAACGACCCCCAACAGCCGAGCAACACCACCACCGAGAGCCCUCGUCACACCGAUAAAAUUGAACCUAACGAUGAGAGGAUCGCAGAGCGGGGUCCCCGGAAGCGGCGGUGUAACGACCGGAGGAACGAUGGGCAGUGGUAUCACAUCGUGUUCGAGCCUCCUCGAGGGUAAUUCGAAUUCCUCGUGGGCUGAGCUCGAAACAUACGUAAUCGGUAAUGUCCAAAUUCACCCGCCGACACCGGCAACCAGACAAAUACUCAUUCUUCGUUAUCUCACGCCAAUGGGGGAAUAUCAAGAAUUUCUUGGGCACGUUUUCGAACAAAACGCCCUCGAGCUCAUACUCAAAUAUACGAACGUUCGAGAAACCAAGGACAGUCGCUUGGCUUUCGAGGCUCUCAAGUAUCUCGCAUCGUUGUUGUGCCACAAAAAAUUUUCCAUCGAGUUUCUCAACGUAGGAGGAUUGCAAAAAUUACUCGAUGUGCCAAGACCAAGCGUAGCAGCGACCGGAGUCUCCAUAUGCCUUUAUUAUUUAGCUUACUGCGAAGACGCGAUGGAACGCGUUUGCCUCUUGCCAAAACACAUUAUAAGCGAUCUCGUGAAGUACGCCCUUUGGCUUUUGGAGCGGAGUCACGAUUCGGGAAGAUGUCACGCCACCAUGUUUUUCGGUUUUUCGUUUCCUUUCAAGGUCAUACUCGAGGAAUUCGACUCGCAGGAUGGACUGAGAAAGCUUUUCAACGUCAUAUCGACUCUGCCGAUAUUGAAUAUCGAGGAGGAGCCGGCGUUGAACGACGACGAGGAAUGCGCGUCCCGACAAAUCGUGAGACACGUCGCGGUUGCCCUCAAACGUUACAUGGAGGCGCAUCUAUAUUUGAAAGCGGAGCAACUUCAGAGGAUGGAAAUGGCGAGGACGGAGCGCGAUACGUGGCAGCCCUCCCUGCCACCUUACAAAGCGUGCAAGCUGAGCAGCGACGAGGUCCAACAAAAGGUCGAAACGCUGCAAGAGCUGAUGUCGGUCAGAGCAACGUGGCCACCGGUCGACGAGCUCUAUCGACUCGGCGGGAUCACUCUCUUGUUGCAGAUCAUUGCUUUUGCCCGGGAGUGGAACUACAGCGGUCGGGUUCACACGACCUCGAUCGCCGAAACGGUUAGAUCCUGUUUGGACGUAAUAGCCGUUUGUUCGGUAGUUCCUAAAGUGAUGCUGCUCCUGUGCGAUCGCGUCGAUAUGCCGGACAUGUCGAUGACGAUGGCGAUAAAUCUGCUUCUCGCUUCGGCCGAGUGCGAAAUAAUAGCCGACGCGGACGUCCAGAGAGCGGCUCUCCGAGCUCUCGUCAACUGCGUAUGCGCCCCGAUCAAUCGGGUCGGCGGUAACGUCGCGAGGUUCUCCGUAACCGGAUCCGCCAAGAAAAAGACAAACAUCCACAACAGCGAGGAGCUCAUACAGAGAGUUUGGGAAGGCGUUCGCUCCAACAACGGUAUAAUGGUACUUUUACAGCUGAUGAUGGUGAAGACGCCGAUCACGGACGCGGACAGUAUACGAGCUCUGGCCUGUCGCGCCCUCGCCGGUCUCGCGCGAAGUGAAAAAGUCCGACAGAUCAUCAGCAAAUUACCAAUGUUCACCGACGGUCAGAUACAGUCGCUGAUGAAGGAUCCGAUAUUGCAGGAGAAGCGCCAGGAGCACGUUACCUUUCAAAAAUACGCCCUCGAGCUGAUGGAGCGAGUUUCCGGAAAGGCAAAACCCACCGGAGCCGAGUACGAGAUAUCGCUCGUGAGCUUACACCGGGCGAACGUUGUCGCCCAAACGAGAAUACAGUACAACGAGCAGCAGCUCAAUCAGUUGAUUUAUCAGCAUCUCGUGUCCAAGGGGAUGAACGAAACGGCGACGAGUCUUCAGAAAGAAGCGAAUUUGGACUCGCACGCGAUCAUGAAACCCGUAACGUCCUAUCAGCCGUUCACCUACAGAAGCCCGGCGACUCCCUCGCGACUCGUAUUUUCACCUGGUGCACCGGUCAAUUUGUACAACACCGGUAGAUGCGGCUCGCGCGAGAGCUCCGUCAGGAGCAGCGUCGUCGGCGGCAGCGGCGGCGGCGGCGGUGUCGGCAGCAACGGCGGUGGCAGCGGGAGCGUCGGUUCUUGCACACCCACUUCGAGUACACCGAGAUUCGUGAGCCACACGGUCGGCUGUACGAACAGUCCCACCGCUCAGUCCUCCGUGAGGAUGAAACUCGUCGACAGCAUGAGUUCGAGUCCGGGCGUCAGCACCCACGGCCAGCAACAGCCGAUCAAGCUUCAAAUCAAUCAAAAGAAACACAGUCAAGGAGAAAGAGGGAACUCGGGGGCGACCGGUAGCAGCCUCAACGGUUCCAGCGGUGUCUCCUCCUCCCAAACUAUCUCCGGAAGCAGCAUCUCGGGCAUUUUGUCCAGUUCCUCCGGCAUCAGUUGUACAUCAUCGAGUUGCAGGUCCCUCCAAAAACAAAUAUCCCGAGAUCCAGGAGGGAGCGUCGGCGGUGGGGGCGGCGGCGGAGGUCCCGGCGCGGGAGGCGGUCCCGGUUCCGGCGUAGCGAGCAGCAACGUUUCCUCGAUAACCCUCGACUCGAUAAUCACCGAGUAUCUGACGAACCAACACGCCCUUUGCAAAAAUCCAAUGGUCACGUGUCCCCAGUUCAAUCUACUCGAGCCGCACAAGUGUCCGGAUCCUCGUCCGAAAAACGCCUCGGCGACCAACGUAACCGUCCGCGUUACCAGAAGACCCUUGGGCAUGGACAGUCAGAGACUCGACCGUAGGCACAUUUACAGUAGAUUCUGUCCCGUCAAAUCGUUUCGAACGACCGACGUCGAGGGCACCUUCACCUGUUGCACCUUCUCCCCGUGCCAGCAAUACCUCAUCCUCGGGACUUACGCCGGUGACAUUAAAAUGUUCAAUGCCCACACCGGCACCGAGGAAGCAACUUACCACUGUCACGAGUCCUAUCUCUACCACAUGGAGUGCAACAAACGUGGCAAUCUUUUGUUAACCUCGACCGCCUGGAUAAGCCCGAUGUCAGCACUGUGGAGCAUCGGAACCUUCUUCGACAUGAAAUUGCCCUUCGAGUACGAGGAUUACGUCGAAUUCGGAAAAUUGCAGGACAGAAUAAUCGGGACCCAGGGCGAGAGCGCGACGAUAUACGACAUCGCCACGGGUAAACUCCUGAUGACCCUGACCCCAUCGAUAUCCAACGAGUACACGAAAAACCGGGCGACCUUCAGUAUGAACGACGAACUCGUUCUCAGCGACGGCAUCCUCUGGGACGUUAAUUCCGGCAAGGAGAUUCACAAGUUUGACAAACUCAAUCAAACGCUCAACGGCGUAUUUCAUCCAAACGGCACCGAGGUCGUGUCCAACACCGAAGUCUGGGACCUUAGAACUUUUCAUCUACUGAAAACCGUUCCUACCCUCGAUCAGAUGGACGUUAUUUUCUCACCGGUCAAUCACAUUAUAUACGCGGUUUCCCUCGAUCAGGAGGGCAAAGAUGAGUCCCAUUACGUCACGUCUUUCAAGACCCUCGACGCCCUGGACUACAGCAGCAUCGCUACGUACGACGUCAAAAGAGGAAUAUACGGUCUGGCGUGCAACAAGUUUGACACUCAAAUAGCCAUUGUCGAGAAUCAGGGCGAAUUCGACAGCGGUCAAGAGUCGUGUGUCAGGCUGUACGACGUUGGCAGAAGGCGGGACGACGAAGACGAGGCCGAAGAGGACGAGGAUGAGGAAGAUCUCGACGCGAGCGACGACGACGGCUCCAACUCUGCGUCCGACGAUAAUAAUGCCGAUGAUGCGGAUAACGCGGAAGCCGCUGGCGGAGAGAACGGCGCCGACGAGGCUGGAAACGAGGGAGAGGAUAACGAUGAUGAGGACGAUGACGAGGAGGAUGAGGAGGAUGACGACGACGACGACGACGAGGACAGCGGGGACGGUGACGAUUCCGCCAACGACAGCGUCGAUUACGAUCCAAACUCCCCCGACGAUUUUUCACUCUCGGACAUCGACGACUUUGAGAUCAUGUUCUCCUGAAUGCCUCCGUCGUUUCUUCCAUCGCUGGACGUUUCUGCUACUUGAUCUUUUUCGUCUCUCUCAAAAGAGCGACGAUUCCGCGAUCGUUGGCUCGAUCAGCAAUCCCACGCGUCUCUCCGCGUAUCCAACGAAAUUCUAUUCGCCCUCGUUAAUCCUAUAAUGGUCGUCUCGAUCUUAUCUUUUCUCUCCCGCUACGGCGAAAUGUUUCUCAAAUCCAUGAACGAAGAUCAUACAAGAAAGUGGAAGUUGAGAACAUUUUUUUAGAAUCCUAUGAAUCGUAAUUUUAAAAACAAUAUAACAAUAAAUUUCAUCAACUCUCUUCCCCCCUCACAUUCGAGUUGCUUGGAAAUUACACAUUUUUCCGGAAAAAAAAAAAAAAAAAACCACCAA